ACCGUUUGUGUUUUAUUUUAACAAACCACAUAGCUAAUAUACAAAUGUAGAUCUUCUAAAAAUUAAUAAUGGAAUUAGUUGCAUUAAAAAUAACAAAUACACAUGAACAACACCAUUACUUUAAUUAAUUGUCAUUUGUAUGAAUGACGCCAGCGAGUUAAACUUUGGCGCCACUGUGCGCGCAUGAGAGUAUUGUGAGAGACCCAACCCAGCGUAGACCGGUCUGAAGUGCAUCACAAAUCAGUAAAAAAAAUCACAACACCCAAAACAAAAAAUGGGCAAAAAAAUGUUGGUAACACCGGUGCGCUAAAAAAGCUUGCAAACUUCACGCACCUAACCUGCGCUGGACAUCGACUCGUCCGUAUCUCUAAACUCUGGGAAAAUGUAUAUUGAUUUUUCAAAGAAAAGUCAACCGAUGUAACAAAACACCGUUCGCGAAGUGUUUAUACGCGAAUAGAAGCGCCGCGGUCGAUGUGCAGUGUCGUCGAGAUGGUGCGACGGUGUUCCUCGUCGCGUUUUGAGUGAGAUCGGAGAGAGUGUUGCGUCGCUCGGCCGACGGCCCGGAGCCCGGCCGCGGCCAGGGCCUGGGCGCGCCAUGGACGCCGGCGCUGCUGACCCGCUGCGAGCGGCCAGGCCGGAGGAGGGCGAAGAGAAGCCGAAGCCGACGGAGAACCAGGACGACGGGUACGAGACGAGCAACAGCGGCGAGGCGGCGCGCCGCAAGCCCUCCAGCGCCGAGGGCUCCCCCGCGCCGCCCGCGCCGCCCUCGCCGCCCGCGCCGCCCGCGCCCGACCCGCCCGACGCGCCGCCGCCCGGCGCGCCCGAGCCGCACGACGCCCGCGACGCGCACGACGCGCACGACGCGCACGACGCGCCCUACGAGCCGCUGCUGCGCGCCUACCCCGAGCCCGAGCCCGACUACCGGCACUUCGAGCCGCCGCCCGCGCACCCCGCGCACCACCCGAGCCUGCCGCACGUGCCGCACCACCAGCCGCACCAGCCGCUCCAGCAGCACCCGCAGCACCCGCAGCACCAGCAGCACCAGCCGCACCAGCCGCACCCCGACGCGUACCACCACUUCCCCUUCCCCAAGUACUCGGAGCCGUACGGCUUCAAGCGCGAGCCCGAGGCGCCGUACGACAUGAGCCAGCACCACCAGCAGCACUACGGCAAGCGCGACGAGGAGAUGUACAACGGCGUGAAGCGCGAGUGCGAGGACCCCUACUCCUUCGUGGAGGAGGACGCCAUGUGCGCCAUGAUGGCGCCGCACGCGCCGCACCUGCACGACGCGCACGCGCACCUGCUGCACGCGCCGCACCAGCAGCUGCUGCUGGCGCAGCCCAAGAAGCGCGGCCGCAAGAAGAAGAUCAAGGACGAGAACGGCAUGGAGAUCAAAGCCGACGGCGUGCUGGACGGCAUGGUGCGGCCGGUGAAGGAGCGCAAGAAGCACGACCGCUUCAACGGCAUGAGCGAGGAGGAGGUGGCGCGCCGCACGCUGCCCGACCACCUGGCCGAGAACCUCGACAUCAUCAUUAUCGGCAUCAACCCGGGGCUGUUCGCGGCGUACAAGGGACACCACUACGCCGGGCCCGGGAACCACUUCUGGAAGUGCCUGUACCUCUCCGGCCUCACGCGCGAGCAGAUGAGCGCCGACGAGGACUACAAGCUGUUAAACUUCGGCAUCGGGUUCACGAACAUGGUGCCGCGCGCGACGAAGGGCUCGGCGGACCUGACGCGGCGCGAGAUCAAGGAGGGCUCGGCCGUGCUGCUGGAGAAGCUGCAGACCUUCCGGCCCAAGGUGGCCGUGUUCAACGGCAAGCUCAUCUACGAGGUCUUCUCGGGCAAGAAGGACUUCUGCUUCGGCAAGCAGCCCGACACCAUAGCUGGGACUAACACGUACAUGUGGGUGAUGCCAUCCUCAUCGGCGCGCUGCGCGCAGCUGCCGCGCGCGGCGGACAAGGUGCCGUUCUACGCGGCGCUGAAGAAGUUCCGCGACUUCCUCAACGGGCUCGUGCCGCACGUGGACGAGGCCGAGCUCGUGUUCCCCGACACCACCUCGCGCCGGCCGCAGGAGGAGAUGGAGAUUCGCAGACUGACGAUGGAGCCGGAACCCGGGGACACGAUAAUCCUCGAGGACGGCACCGAGGUCCCGCUGAAGAAGAAGCGCGGCCGCCCCAAGAAGGUCAAGCUGGAGAACGGCGAGACCGCGCCGCCCACGCCCCGCGCGCCUCGGGCCCCGCGGCCGCCGCCCACGCAGGACCCCAACGGCGAGCAGCCGCCCAAGAAGAAGCGCGGCCGGCCCAAGAAGAUCAGGCCCGAGGAGCAGCAGUUCCUCAUGCAGCAGCAGCAGCAGCAACAGCAACAACAGCAGCAGCAGCAACAACAACAGCAGCAGCAGCAGCAACAACAGCAGGCGAACGCGAUGAUGCAGCCGCAAAUGUCUGGGCUACAGGGGCUGGGCCACGAGCAGUACCUGCACGGCGAGUUCCAGCAGGGCAUGCUGUACCCGCACCUGCAGGAGCCGCCCUACUUCCAGCCGCCCGCGCCCGCGCCCGCCGCGCCCGCGCCAGGCGGCGGCAUGGACGGCGGCAUGGACGUGGGCGGCGGGCUGCUGCGCUACGGCUCGCCGGGCGCGGGCGCGGGCUACGCGUCGCCGCGCGUGUACGCCUCGCCGCGCUCGCAGGGCUACUCGCCCGGGCCCGCGCGCCCGCCCGGCACGCCGCAGCCGCAGCAGUUCCCGUCGAGCCCGGCGGCGUUCUCGGCGCCGUCGCCGCCGCGCGCCGGCGGCUACGGGUCGCCGGCGGCGCGCCAGUUCGCCGCGCGCUCGCCGCUGUACUCGUCGCCCGCCGCCUACAGCGCGCCCAGCCCCGCCCACACGCCGCGCUACUCGCACGAGCCGCUCUACCGCGAGCCGCAAGGCCCGCAGGGCGGGUCGCGGCCCUACUCGCGGUCGCCGGCGCCGGGCGGCGGGGUGGGCGGCGUGGGCGGCGUGCCGGCGGGCGUGGGCGGCACGACGCCGUUCCCGGCGGCGUCGCCGGCGGGCGGCGCGCUGAGCUACACGCCGUCGCCGGCGCACACGCCCUACUCGCAGCACUCGUCGCCCGCGCCCGCCGCGCGCACGCCGACAUACACCGACUCGCAUGCCUUCAACCAGGGCGGCAGCGCCAGCAACACGUCGGGCUCGGGCUCGGGCUCGGGCUUCGCGGCCGAGCUGCCGGCCGACAUGGGCGCGGGCAUGGGCUCGCCGGCGCCCUCGCCCGCCAUCACGCUGGACUUCGAGCCGCCCGCGCCCGCCUCGCCGCUCAGCGCCGACCUGCAGCCGCCCAGCCACAGCGACGACUCGCUGGAGGACUACACCAAGAACACGUCGACGCAGGGCGAGCUGGCGGGCGAGGGCGCGGCGUUCGGCGGCGCGCUGUACGAGGGCUCGCCGCGCCUGUUCCCGCCGCACCUGCACCACUCGCCGCAGCCCGACAAGGAGCACUACCACUACCGGGACCGCCCCGACAUGGGUAACGGCCUCGCGGACAGUCCGCGGUUAGACCAGCUACAUCAGCAUCCCUCCAUGUAUCCUAGCAAUUUUAAUAGGUCGACGCCUCCCAGCGGCGGCGGCGGCGGCGGCGGCGCGGGCGCGGGCCCGUUCUCGCCGGCGCCCGCCUUCCGCCCGCCCGACCACCAGCCGCACACGCCGCACCACCACCACGCGCCAGAGUCGCCGGGCGAGUACGGCGGGCCGGGCACGCCCAAGCCGAAGUCGCAGGACGUGGCGUCGAAGUCGCUGUCGGGGCUGGAGUCGCUGGUGGACCAGAUCCCGUCGAUAGCGGAGGGCCCGGCCGGCGGCGGCGGCGGCGGCGAGGCGGCGGCGGCCGUGGCGGCGCCCGCGCUGCCCGAGUACGCGCCGGCGCUCUACCCGCCCUACGGCGCCUACUCCACGCCGCCCUACGGGAACAACGGCUACGGCGCGCCGUUCGUGGGCUACGGCGGCGGCUGGGGCGCGGCGGCGGUGAUGCGGCCGACGCCGGGCUACCUGUCCGAGUGGCAGUACGGCUACACGCCCGUGUCCGCCGUGCCCGCCGUGCCCGCCGUGCCCGCGCCCUACGCGCCCUACAACGCGCCCUACUACAACGGCUACACGCCGCCGCCGCCCGCGCACCACCAGCAGCCGCACUACCUGCCGGCGCCGCCGCUGCUGGAGCUGCACGCGGGCGGCGAGCACGCGGCCGGCGUGCCCGCCGUGCCCGCCGUGCCGUCCGUGCCGUCCGUGGGCUUCGGCGGCUUCUGUUAGCACCGGACUGAGCGAGCCGAGGAUAGCAUAAGGGUUUUUUUACAUUUUAGUUAGUGGAAUGCGAGGCGCCGGCGCCCGGCCCCGAAUCUCGGCGACGUUCGCGGCGUGAGUAGCGAAUUGGACUGAUGUCGCUCGACCGGCGGUCGACGCGCCCGCUGCGACUCGUGAGGCGAUCGUCGUGAUGUAAUUUAAUCUUUUUCAAACUGAUGAGCUUAAUUUGUAGGGUUUGUUUGUAAAUAUUGUACGCGUUCUGUUCGGAUCCAUCGCGCCCUCGUUUGACCGAUCGCCGGACGCGUCGCAGGCCGGGUCCGUCGAGCGCGCGGAGGCGGCCGAUCGACUCGAAUAUUGAUCAUUAUUAUCGGAGGUGAUGCCCGAGUUUGUUAAAAAAGUCUUGCCAAUGAAAUGUUUCGCGUUCUAGUCACUUACUGAUUCGUGUCGGCUAGUCAAAAGUGUAAUAUCGAUCGCGUCCCCGCACUCCCGCACGGAUCGCUCGAGUGAAUCAUGUUUUAUCUAAGUCACAAGAACGGCCUAUGAGAUGUAUGAUGUAUACUUUUUUAUUUAGGUUUAGUUGUACGUCGCGAGUGUGACGCUAUUUAUAAUUCAAUUUUAGCAUUUUUUAUACAUAUUAACUAUAUUUUUACUGUCGCUACGAGGCGGCCAUUUUGUCAUCGCGGUCGUUGACUCCGGCCGAGAGGCGACGUGUGAUACUGUUGGCUCAAUUGAUGGAAACUCGUCGAUCUAAUAAUAUGCAUAGACUCAAUACACAUGUCACGUGAAGUUAUAAGAUACGAAAUGUGAUGAUUUUGUUCAUUAUAAUUGUUUAAAAAAGUACAGCAAACUCUAUUUAUAUUGCUGCUAUCAUUUCAGACUGGCAUUUAUUCUCAUUAUUCAAAAAAAUCUAUGUCUGUUAUUAUUUUGAUGUAUAAACAAAACGGCGAUCACUGCCAGGAAGGUUGUCCGGAGUCAGCGGCCGCGCCGCAUUGUCAUGGACUCCUUGCAUUUGACUAAACGUUACCCGAUCAGUUACAUAGCUUCGGAUCGCUAGUGAUAGCAUAAUUUUACAUAAGAUUUAUAACCUAUAUUUUAUUAUACACGCGCCAUUUUAUUGUAAGUCUGUCGCGCCGCGGAGCUCGGUGACAACUCUCAAGAUUCCGCGAUUACAAUGACGCAAACUUAACCCGAGGCAGGAAAAUACAUAUUUUACCUUUUUAUAAAAAAUGAAUUAACACUGUCAAGUGUUGUAAAAAACUGCUGUUGUAACUUUAUAUUUAUGACGAAUCUGAGGUCAAAUGGCAAACUUUUGAUGUCGUGGACGUUUCGAACGUGCCCGCGCGAGCUCCGCGGCGCCCGACGCGCUAGGUUUAGUUGUGUAACGACGCAUAAUGACGUUUCAGGUGCUCAUGGGUUCGAUUGUUUCCUCGCAGUUGCCAUUCGGCGCUCUGUCGCUUGUUCGAGGUCUUGUGUUGUUGGUCUCUCUCCCCGUCACGUGACCGGGCGUGAGGUCCACGGUCGGGGUUCCGUCGCGACCCGCUUACGGAGAUGUGUUUCUACGUUAAGCGUCAAUGAGGGGUGGUUUUAAAAAAUCUUGUACAAAAUUCUUAAAUUAGUGAAAUCGAAUCUUUUCUUUGCACAAACGGUGAAUAAAAAAAUCUUAAAUAUAGGCUAAGAAACGAAAUAACAUACGUAAUAAAGACAUAUACGUUAAUGCUAGGUUUACUGGAAAGAAUUUAUAUUGUAGUGUUGGGUGUGUCGCCGACCACACCGCGGCCCGCGCUCCCGCCGCGGCUCUCGACUGAUCUGAGUGAGAAAUUACGUCAAUUUAGUAAAAUUUAUAUUCCUCAAGAUUAUUUUCUCGCUGAAUGGGGUGGUUGACUGGGUUUUUCAAAAGUUAUAGAAAAAUAUAUUUUAUUUUAGGAGUCAAAAAUCUUCUUCGAAGUUUUCGAAUGCUAAAAAAGUAGGUCACCGUUUUUAGUCAGCAGACGUGGCAGAUAGGCGUUUCAUUUUUCUUCGCUCUAUCUCGCAAAGGAAUUCGUCACAAACGUCCGAAGUGAAGCGUGGGAAACUACCCUGUUGCGUGAUGCGUUUAGUUACCGUUCCGUUCCGGCGGGAGCGCGCGCCGGGAGCCCAAGCGCCGUGUCGCCGGCCGGCCGCCCGAUGCUGUGCGCGCGCCAUACACAAGUAGUUGCGGUUCAAGUUUCGUUCCAACUUUACAAAUUUAACAAACAAGUUUUUAAAGUGUUCUAAAAUUACUAUUGGUAAAAACACUAACUUUGUUUGAGUGCGAGAUGUAUUGCUUAGGCAGUAAAUUAUAUGUUUAUUUAUUGUAUGUUGCGUUGGGUAACGUACAGAUGAGAUGUAUAAAUUUUACUAAAAAACUACUUUUGUAUGGGGCUCGCACACCAGGCGGGCUUCGAGCCGCGCCGCUUCGACACGUCUUGUUUCUUCGUCUUUCAGAAGGGAAAAUUAUAAGUUAAAAUGAAAAUGAAAUCAACAGGGUAUUUAAGAUUGCUUAAGAUUUAUUAUUUUAUAUUUAUUAUAUGAUUUUUGUGUGCCUCGCGCAGUUGUGUUUAGUGUUACUGAUAUUUUUUGAGGAUAAGCGACGAAUGAUCGCGGACGGCAGCUUACGAAUCCGCACGAAUCGAACUUAAUCACUAUGUACUUAAUAAAAUACAACCCACAUAGGGAAAAAUAAACGCUGGAUGUUUAGUUUUUAUUAAUAGUUUAAAAGUUGUUGAGGUAAUCGAAGCGGAUAUCCCAAAUAUAAGUUGGGCUUUGUGUGAAGCGUGUAGCGUGCGCGCGCCGCUGCCGUCCGCGACCGCGCGCCGGCGCCGACCCGCCCCCCACAGGCUGCAAUGAACUCAUGUUUUUUCAUUCAUUAUUAAACAAAAUAUAAAUAAUCUACCACUAAUUUUAUUGCAAAAGCUAUAUAAUUUUUCUAUAAAAAUAUGUAACAGUAUAAAACCACACAAACAAUGCGGUUGUGACAGUUUUACGUACAUUCCUGAAUUAAAGAAAAAUCUUCAGUGUUUCCAAUCAGUAAAAAUUAAAGAACUGACACUUUCAAUAAUUUUUAAUGUUGUCGAUGAUUCUUACCACAAGUUUAUUGGCUCAAAUAGUCAAAUUACUUUACUUUUAAAGUAACGGGAUAUCAAUUUGGAAGUCAAAGAUAUACCUACAACUACGCACCAGUAAAUGUUUACCCGCGCCGCCUGUGAGGGCCGCGUCACCGCCGCGUCACUUGCGUUUGUACAUAAUGAGUGCUUUAUUACGCUUUUGAUAUUAUAUUUUUAUUUAAAUCUACAUUUAUAUUUCUAUAUUUUUGCUUUUGUACAAUAACGAAUACGUGUGAUCGAGUUUUGCGUUUGGUUUUUCACUUGGCGAUCGCGUGGCCGUCGUUCUCUCUGUUUCGAACUUAAAUCAAUCUUUAUGUACUUACAAUAAUUGUAGUCUGUGAUAUUUAAUCUUGUGGAGUUAUUUUUACAGUAAUUCGUGAAUUUAUUUCUAUGAAGAGGUUUUCAUCAGUUUUCAUCAUUUGUUAUUUUUAGAUGAAAAGGCCAGUGAAUUUAAGUAAUGAAUUUUUAAAGUGAGGAACGACCGCCCCGCGACCGUCUUGAUGUAUGUUGCUAGUUAUUUGAAUUUGGAAAUGGUGUUUUAUUAUUGUUUGUGUUGCCCGUGACCGAAUCGCUCCGCCGUAGGGAGCACUAUCAACGCGGCUCGCCAGCACGCUUGCCGGAAUGAUCUCAAACUAAUUAGACGAUUUAAGCUUAAUUGAAUGUCAGAUUGAUUAGUUGACAAAUUUUGAUUUGUGUGUUUAGUUUACUAGAACUUGAACGGGGAGUUUAUGGUCACGGGCAACAUGUUAAGCCAUUGGUACGUUUCGCCAGUAAUCUCAGUUGUAAACAAGGCCUACGCGCGCUGCCGGCGGCGCCACCCGCGCCGCCCGUCUCGAAUACUUGUGAUUGUUUCUAUUUCACGCUAUCUAUUGAGUUAGUUGAUCUACCCUGAUCUUUAGAAGGUUCGUUUUAAAGUCUUGGAUUAGCAAAUUUACUGUCAAAUUGGUAACGGCGGGUGGGUAGUGAAUUGAUCACAUUUGACAGCACAUUUCCUGGUCUCGGGUGAGAUAAGCUUCUAAAAAGCGGGAGUAACGUGCCAGAAUAUUGUCUACAGAAGAGACACGUUAGUUGCUACAAUCGACUAAUUCACUAGUGUCAUGUGAUGUAGUCGUAAACGUCGCUGCGACGCCGACGCCGCCGCGCCGCGAGUCGUCAGUCUAGUCGGAACGUGCGAAGUACAAUUUGUAACGGACGCACAAUGCGAAUAAUGGAAUUGAGAACGCGGCGGCGUCGGCGGGCGGAGCGUUUAAUUUAGUCUUUACGUCGUAGUUUCUUUAACAAUAUUCCUUCUGCAACGGAGUGCAACGGAUAUCGGCGUGUCGCAACACGGCGGUCGUGCGGACGACGCCGACCGCUCGGCGGUGCCGGGCGCACUCGAGGUAGGCGUGGAGUCAGGUCGCGCUGGACUUACCCGUAGUGUAGCGUAAGUCUCUAUCAACGAGUUAGUGUUAGCGGGGGCGGGGCGCGCCGGGCGCCGGGGCGCUCCGCCCCUCACGCGGGCCCGCGCGGCCGGGGCCGGGGCUGUGCCGGGAGCGUUGGGGACGAAACACAAUGGUGUCAUUUACUUUUUUACGGAUAUUGUUGUUUCGUUCCCUGCACCUCCUCGCGAGCGUGGGCCCGCAGGCGCCCGCUGCGGCCGCGCCGGCUCGCGCCCCGUUAGGGUUGACCAGUGUAUGCAUUGAGUCGCUCAACUAUUUGUACAGUAUGUAUAUUUUUGUAAAAUUCAUUCUAACCGGUGGCAAUAUUAUGAAAUUUAAAAAUUUAUCUCUAAUAUUAAAACUUAGUACAAUUAUUGUUAUUUAAUAAUUUGAUCAUCAAUUCCGUUUCUGAGUUUUCACUCGAUCGUCGUCCCGAACUAAGAGUAUGAGUCGACACUGAAGGCUCGAUAAAAGUGCAACUUUGAUUCUGUUAUCGCUCGCUGAAUCCGAUGUACCGGCGGCGCCGUAGAGUUCCUCGGGCGCUCCGCUGCGGGGAUGACUUAACGGCUCUCGGUGCGGUCGACCGUCAGGAGGCAGUUCCGGUUCAUAACGACAGCAUAGAUAACCGAGUCAAGGUUCGGUUUGCGGGUCGAGAGUAUAGUUGCACGACUCACGAGCUCGCACUGGAGUCGAGCAGUAGUUCUGGCGCCGCGCGCGUCGCUUGGUUGUGAAUUAGUGUCGCUUGUGCCCCUCCCUCCCCUCCCCUCCCUUCACUCCGUCACCGCAGCCUAGCACACGUUGAGUGUUCGAUAUCGCAGUAUUUUCGUGCCAAAACACACCGAUACAGGUACUACGAGCAAUAAAGUUACAUAUUGUAGUCUAAUGAAAGCAAUAAACUACGAUUGAACGCGUUGCCUAAACUUACUCACGAUUCGAAUCGUAGAAACCUUUGCGACUCACUUCAUUGUAAUGUAGACGUCUAGUGAUAAACUAUUUAUUAAUGUGAACACGAACGUGUCUGAAACAUCUGCGAUAUACGAGUGAUCAUGGAGAUACUUAAAUCGACUUAAGGCGACGGAGUUCGGUCCUAGCUCAAUUUUAUUGAUACUUUAUUAUUAAUGAUUAUUAUAUAUUUGUACUUGCUUGUUAUUCGCCGUUGAACUGUAGUUGUUCGACCCCGGCGAGCCCGGGGCCCAUUCCCCACCUGCAGUACUCGACAUCUCGCAUUUGGACUACGGUGCUUGUUUGUAGGGGGCGCGGCGCGGCCUCAUAUCCCGACCCGACGUAGCCGCUUCCCUGUACAUAGUCCCAGCGAGAGGUGCCGGCCCGCGCCCGCCGUGUCCCCCGCAGCGUUUAAAGUACAAUUUAUUGAAUACCUUAAUCUCUAUUAUUAAUUAAUGAUUAUACACUAUUGUCACUGUUGAGCGAUGCCGCAUGUUCUCACUCGGCCGAGACCGGUUCGUGUCCGUUUUCUAUAUUUACGCUAGCUAUAACACUAAAGUUGAUAUGUUUGUACAGUUUUUAUUGAUACUUCUCGUAGUGGACUAAGCAAAAAAAAAUAUUUUUAGUAUAAUAAGAUCUAAUCGAAUUACAUCAUAGUGUAUCAUAAAGUACUCGAGGUCGUUUUUCAAAAUUUCUUUUAACUUUGUAUGAGAACUUUCGUGAGUUUUAAUUUAAAAAUAAUAAUAAUUAAUGUCUCAUCUGAAACUGACUCCAUGGAAUGUAAUUAGAACUUAAACAGGAAGAAUUUUAAAUAAUGAAAUACAACAUAAUAACGGUUAAGUAUGUAUUAUAAAUAGUGGUAAGGUAAAAAGUUAUUAACAUU
This is a messenger RNA of Ostrinia furnacalis (Asian corn borer), 10641 nucleotides long. RefSeq names its product Thymine DNA glycosylase. The record is from RefSeq and is a predicted model, not a curated record. Gene Ontology annotation, biological process: base-excision repair, AP site formation. Gene Ontology annotation, cellular component: nucleus. Gene Ontology annotation, molecular function: pyrimidine-specific mismatch base pair DNA N-glycosylase activity; uracil DNA N-glycosylase activity; DNA binding. The coding region runs from base 596 to 4285 and encodes 1229 amino acids. Lineage: Eukaryota; Metazoa; Arthropoda; Insecta; Lepidoptera; Crambidae. The transcript is spliced from 18 exons.